Messenger RNA from Dipodomys spectabilis (banner-tailed kangaroo rat), 642 nucleotides. RefSeq names its product NADH:ubiquinone oxidoreductase subunit C2 (gene Ndufc2). Lineage: Eukaryota; Metazoa; Chordata; Mammalia; Rodentia; Heteromyidae. The record is from RefSeq and is a predicted model, not a curated record. The transcript is spliced from 3 exons. Gene Ontology annotation, biological process: mitochondrial electron transport, NADH to ubiquinone. The coding region runs from base 153 to 515 and encodes 120 amino acids. Gene Ontology annotation, cellular component: mitochondrial inner membrane.
GGAAGCGUUUGGGUGCUGCACUGCCGCGCUCGCUGCCCUUCAGCGGGGAACUGGGAAGGAGAGCGCCGGCGUCUCCGGCCCGGGCGGAGGUCGAGGUGGUCUUCUAGUCACUAGAGGUGUGAGGCCAGGCCUCCAGGGGGAACGACGUCACCAUGAUGGACGGACGGCCGGGCCGAGAGCCCUUAAGGUUCUUACCGGAUGAGGCUCGGAACCUGCCUCCGCCCAAGCUGACCGACCCGCGGCUUCUCUUCUCGGGCCUUCUGGGCUACGGCGCCGGCCUGUUGGACAACGCGCUCCGGCAGAGGCCUGUCUUGACCAGCGGUUUGCAUCGCCAGCUUCUAUAUGUUACUUCCUUUUUUUUUGCUGGAUAUUAUCUUUUAAGACGUCAAGAGUAUAUUUUUGCUUUGAGGGACCACGACAUGUUUGCAUAUAUAAAAUCACAUCCAGAAGAUUUUCCUAAAAAAGAAAAGAAAACUUAUGGUGAAAUUCUUGAAGAAUUCCAUCCAGUACGUUGAAGUCUUCAAAAACUUGCUUCUAUUUCCUCUUAUUUCUUAGUUUUAUGGAACGUGUUUCCAUGACAACUGAAGUUUGUGUUAAUCUAGAUGUUAAUACCUAUAAUUAAAAUAGUUAUGACUACUCUGA